UGAAUGGUGGGUGGGGGAUCUGACAUUAGGGAGACAUUAGAGAGAGACAGAGAGAUGACUGUCUUGCCUCAGAGGGCCAAAGUAAAAAAAAAAAAAAAAAAAAACGCAAACAGAGAUUUGUGACUAGAGGUGGAGUUAGAUGGGGAGGUGAGACAUAAGGGCUUGAACCAUGUGCAGAGUGGCUAAGAGAGAGUGAGCUUUAGAGAGAGGAAGAGAGAAAGAGGCAGAGGCCAGUGCGGCAGUGACAGAAAGAGGUGGUGAGGGGGCAUGCAAGGGGGAGGAAGUCAGAUAAUCAACGCGGGAAAUGACUGUGUAAAUUGUUUGUCGCUGCUGCAUCCAGAGACCGGGGCUGUUCUAAAAACAGACAUGAAUGGUGAUGGCAGCAAACAGCGCUAUGUGUCAACUUUCAGGAUUCACAUCAAGCCACGGGGGAGCGGCUCAGCAGCCAGCACCACCAGCACCUCAGGACCUGUUAAUGAUACAAACAAAACUGCUAAUAAAGGGUCCCACAGCCUCUCCCCUGUCAGGAGACUGGAUCCGCCCGUCUUCACUCAGCCCAUAGAGGACUGCUGUGUGGACGAAGGAGGUGACAUCACACUGCGCGGGGUCCUCAUUGGAAGCCAGCCAAUCAGGGUGUCGUGGUUGCACAAUGGUGAAGUAGCCCAUUUUGGGAAGCCUUCCUUCAAUGGCAGCGAGGUGAGUUUCUCAGUGAGGGAGUGCCUGCCAGAGGAUGCUGGUGCCUACACCUGCUUGGCAGAGAACAGCGUGGGCAAGACAUCCUGCUGCGCCGCUGUGUUUGUCAGAGACUUUGAAAGUAUCUGCGGAGUGCAGAACAGUAUUUCAGACAUCCCAGCUCCUGCCUCCAAGAGCACCAUGGAAAACGGAGGGUCACCUCGGUCUCCAAAAGACGAUUUAAAGGACCUCAGAGGAUCUAGCUCCCCUACAGUCACUGACAGCCACAGCGCAACGGGGCCUCAAAGAGAAGUCAUCCCAAAGAGGAGAGCCAACUCCGGGACAGCACUACAUUUUAAGAACCCACCACAGCAGCUCAAAGUGAAGACAGGAGAACCUGCCCGUCUGACGUGUUUUUUCACCAGCAGCCCCCCUGUGGUGUCCUGCUGGAUCAGAGACAAAGAGCAGAUAGUGGAUGGGCCAGAGCUGUGGACAGAAAAUACUGACCAGAGCAGCACACUGUGUAUAGCAGAGGCUAAGCCACAGCACACGGGACGCUACACCAUUGCUGUAAAGGAUCGGAAGAGCUCGGCACAGCACACGCUCAUCCUCUCCGUCAUAGAGAAGCCGCAGCCUCCUGCAUCCUGCCCUGUGGUCUCCCUCGUCUCAGCCAGCAGCGUGGUCCUGUCGUGGUCGGGCCCCUGCUACGACGGUGGCAGUGCUAUCCAGGGUUACGUGGUGGAGGUGAGGAGCCCAGGGCCCACUGAGCCCGGGGACUGGAGAGAGCUGACUGACCAGUGUAAGAGCACGUCGUACAGGGUGUGCUCUGGGCUGCGGCCUCAGGAGGAGUACUGUUUCAGAGUGAAGGCCUACAACGCCGUGGGAGUGAGCGAACCAGGCCCAGAGUCGCCAGUGGUUAGGAUGGAGCAGAAAGUUUCAGAAAAGCCACAGGAAGAGUCCCCUGAGAUGUACACACAUAUCACUAUCGACGCUACCCACAAGGUCACAGAUCACUACAAUUUGCUGGAAAAACUGGGAGUGGGAAAGUUCGGCCAGGUGUUUAAACUAACCCACAAAGAGACGGGACGUGUGUGUGCUGGGAAGUUCUACAAAGGCCGUCGUGCCAAAGAGAGGGAGGCCGCUCGUAAAGAGAUAGAGCUGAUGAACUACCUCCACCACCCCAAGCUGGUUCAGUGUCUGGCGGCAUAUGACAACAAGCCUGAGAUGGUCAUGGUCAUGGAGUUCAUUGCAGGUGGGGAGCUGUUUGAACGUAUAGUGGAUGAUAACUUUGAGCACACGGAGCCUGCCAGUGUGCGCUACAUGCAGCAGAUCCUGGAGGGGAUUGCCUACAUGCAUCAGCAGAACAUCAUCCAUCUAGACCUCAAACCUGAAAACAUUGUAUGUGUCGACCACACAGGCACUUCCAUUAAGGUCAUUGACUUUGGAUUAGCCAGCAGACUUGACCCCAACACACCUCUGAAGGUGAUGCAUGGGACUCCGGAGUUUGUGGCCCCAGAGGUGAUCAGCUAUGAGCCUGUGUGUUUGGCCACUGACAUGUGGAGCAUUGGCGUCAUCUGCUACAUAUUACUCAGUGGCGAGUCUCCAUUCCAGGGUAACAGCGACGAUGAGACCCUGGCUUUGGUGACAGCUGCCCAGUGGGAGUUUGAUGAGGACAGUUUUGAGGAGAUCACGGAGCAGGCCAAAGAUUUCAUCAGCUCCCUGCUCAACAAGAACACCAGGAGGAGGAUGACGUGUGAAGAGGCCCUUGCCCACCCCUGGAUGGCAGCUUUUGACUCUGGAGACCCCAGCACCACCAAGAGCCUGUCCAAAGAGAAGAUGAAGAGGUUCCUAGCGAGGCAGAAGUGGAAGAAAGCAGGGAAGGCCUUGCUAGCCCUUAAGAGAAUGGCCAUGCUGUCUAAAGGAGACAACCCUGUAUCCCCUACCAGCCCUGGAGAGGACUCCCCUCUGACGCCGGAGGCAGAGCACGCCCUUCAGUCUCUGGAGCUGAAGAUGCAGGGACCUCCGCAGUUCUCCCAGAGUUUGGAGGACCAGACAGUGGCCCAGGGAUCCAGAGCCUGCCUCUCCUGUCACCUCACAGGAUACCCUGAUCCAGAGGUGGUGUGGCUGUGCGGGGAGGAGCCUGUGGUCGAGUCCUCCGGAGUGCAGAUAGAGUAUGACGAAGACGGCCGUUGUACGCUCGUCUUGGCCAGCGUUGGCCUAAGGGACACCAACACCUACACCUGCAGAGCCACCAAUGACCAUGGGGAGGCUUCCUGCUCUGCCAAACUAAUUGUUAAACAGUAGUUUGGUCGUUUUUGUCAGGACGCAUGCUUCAGCACAUAAUACAGAUAUAUAAAACUUUAUAGACACCAUCAGUGUCUGUGAAUUAUAUUUUCAAACUUUUCAUAAUGUUUCUUCUUGAGUGCCUUGAAAUAUCGUAUUGUGCAUUCCUGUUUUUGACUGUUGAUACAAAUGGGAACCACAACAGCCUGAUGUACAUUCUGUACUGUAUGCAAACAAUGUGAUAUUGCAUGAAAUUUAUUUAAGGGUGAAUUAUUAUUACAGAGAUACAUGCAUUUCAUAGAUGAACAUGGUUGGAAAAUAAAUUGCGUUUACAUUUGCAAUGUUACAGAGCAGUUUGCACACCCUAACAUCUACAGCUCACAUUUUAUUAAUGUGUGACUAAUGCUAUAACAUCAUGGCAAGCAGAUUAUAUAGUAAACAGAUUCCCUUUCCUACCUUAGCAUUAAUAAAGUGAGAUAUCUCUUUUUCAAAGCAUGAAGACCGACCCAGACUUUAACUCAUAUUGCUUGAAUCACGCGGUGAAGAGCAGAAAACCGCUGAAGGUGUUGUAGUUCAUGUUAUCAUCAUAGAUCAACCUGUUUGCCGCAAGCUCUACGUACACCCGGUCUCCCACCUCCAAGGAAACGACCACAGCGUUGCUGCCCAUGUCGUUGGCGUCAGACCCUACGGUGUCCCACACAGACACCAGCCUCACACCGUUCUUCAUGAGACUCACAACAGAGCUGGGAGUGGCAUUAACGUUGUUGAACAUUGAGAAUCGGAAG
Myripristis murdjan (pinecone soldierfish) is the source of this 3740-nucleotide messenger RNA. RefSeq names its product myosin, light chain kinase 5 (gene mylk5). Gene Ontology annotation, biological process: protein phosphorylation. The record is from RefSeq and is a predicted model, not a curated record. The coding region runs from base 268 to 2976 and encodes 902 amino acids. Gene Ontology annotation, molecular function: protein binding; protein kinase activity; ATP binding. The transcript has 17 exons. Lineage: Eukaryota; Metazoa; Chordata; Actinopteri; Holocentriformes; Holocentridae.